AUGAAGUUCACAAUUGUCGUCCUCGCCACGGCUGCUGCCGUCAAUGCUCAACUCAUCUUUAAUGAGACCACCUCAAGCUUCCAGUGUCUAGGUGAUGCCGCCGGUAAGAGGUUCUGUGCGGGAUCCGGAGGAUCUCUCACCUCGAAUAUCAUCAUCCGCUGCGAUGGCGAACGAGGACAACCAGGAAACUGCAAUGAUAACCUCGCUGGUGUCCCACCAAUUGGUGUCAAAACCUCGGCCCUUUGCUGGCAGUCUUCUGAGACCUCCGGUGAUGCUGACUGCUCCUUCAACGGCAUCGUCUAUGCCAAUGAUGGAACAACUUUCCCAAUUACCACCUCCGCCUCAUCUUCUACCGUCGAGCCUACAUAUGGAGCCUCUUCCUCUUCAUCUGCUGAGCCGACAUACGGUGAACCUACCACUACCACUACCAUCGUUGAGCCAACAUAUGCACCAACCACCAGCGAGACCAGUUCCAUUUAUCCUACCCUUUCUUGGACAAAUACUUCUUCCAUCUACUACCCACCUGGAACUACCCUCACCACGGUCACUGGUACUCACACUGUCACCAGCUGCGACACUACCACCACUGUCCCAGUCCCCCCAACCAGCUAUGCUCCACCACCAACCAACACUACUUCCAGCUACACCACUGGUCUCCCAGUGCCAACUCAAUCUCCAAGCGGUGCCGGUGCUCUCCUUGCUAAGGAUAGCCUCGUCCUUGGUGUCGUCGCCUUGAUCGGAUUCAUGUUUUUGUAA
Messenger RNA from Orbilia oligospora ATCC 24927, 756 nucleotides. RefSeq lists its product as uncharacterized. The record is from RefSeq and is a predicted model, not a curated record. Lineage: Eukaryota; Fungi; Ascomycota; Orbiliomycetes; Orbiliales; Orbiliaceae. The transcript has 2 exons. Bases 1 to 756 code for a protein of 251 amino acids.